CUUCCGUCGCAGUUUCAUUUUCGCUUUUGAAGCGUAGUUCAAUGCCAAAUUGUUUAGUUUGUAGACUAGAUCUAGAUCUAGAAGAUCUGAUUGCUUGACUAAAUUUCUCACAGUGAUACGAUAGUUUUUAAAAUGAUGUGUUUGUGUACAAAAAUAAACAGAUUCCCUCAUAAUACCAAGUUGUUGGCAGCUUUCCACAACUAUCCACAAGUAGAAAAUCUAGGCCUAGAUCUAGAUGAUUUUCUUAGUCGGGAAAAUGGUGGUUUCAGUCUUUUUGUUGUAAAUUCGUCAGUUAAAAAAAAAUGUAAUGAAUUUUCAUCUAUGCCUUCCAAAAGCGACAAAAGACAAUUAGAUCUAGAGUCAAAUAUAUUAUAUUCAAAUAGAUCUAUGUCUACUGCAAAUAGAAUUAAUUAUAAAGCUCACUACUAUUAUUUGUUUAAAAAAAAUGAAUCACACUCAAAAAUUCAAGGACAAAGAUUAAGAAUAUUAUCAGAAAGUAUUAAAACUUUGAGUAGUAAAGAUGUGCAUCAACAAAUUAAAUUCGUUCUUCAUCCUGAUCCAUUUCAUGCGGGAAUUAUUAAUAGUACUGCCCAUAAUUAUAAUCAUUAUAUUUGUACCUCUGCCAAGAGUAUUUGGAAUUUCUCACAAUUUAAACAAGAUUCUCCUAAGAAGUUUCAAUUACCAAAAAUGCAUAGGAGAUUUAGUUCUAAAGCAAGUAAUGAUGAUUCUAAAACUGAAAUUCAAAAUUCAGCAAGCCACAAUAAAAGUUUAAAAGAUAGGACUGCCAAUUCUAGAAUCCAACUGCAAUCAGGUCCCUCUUUGUCUGAUUUCUUACAACAUCCUUAUAAGUCAACUUCCAUAGUACAGGAUGAAAAUGAUGAUACUUCAUAUUUUGAUACUGAAAUGUUUAAUGGCAACAACAGAUCAGUAUUUAUUGAAACCUAUGGAUGUCAAAUGAAUGUUAAUGACACAGAAAUAGCAUGGGGCAUAUUGCAGAAGAAUGGAUUUAGCAAAGCAUCGAAUAUAAAUGAGGCUGAUGCAGUUUUGGUUGUUACCUGUGCUAUAAGAGAAGGGGCUGAAGAAAAAAUUUGGAGCCGUCUUCGCUUUUUACGAAGUAUCAAAUUAAGGAGAAGCAAAGACCACCCUCUUAAAAUUGGAAUCUUAGGUUGCAUGGCUGAGCGCUUAAAGCAUAAAAUUCUUGAGAGGGAGAAAAUGGUAGAUAUUGUUUGUGGACCUGAUGCAUACAGAGAUUUGCCUAGACUGCUAGCAAUUUCAGAUGCAGCUGCAGUUAAUGUACAACUGUCAUUGGAAGAAACCUAUGCAGAUGUUAUUCCUGUUCGUCAUAAUCCUAAUAGUCCUUCAGCAUUUGUAUCAAUAAUGAGAGGCUGUGACAACAUGUGCACAUAUUGCAUUGUACCAUUUACUCGGGGACGUGAGAGAAGCAGGCCUUUCUCCUCCAUACUCAAUGAGAUACAAAUUUUAUCAGAUCAGGGGGUAAAGGAUGUGACUUUGCUGGGCCAGAAUGUGAAUAGUUACAGGGAUAUGUCUGUUGCUGCUGAUGAUGAAGACUCUGUGAUGCAACUUAGUGCUGGUUUUAAAACUGUCUAUAAACCAAAAUCUGGUGGCUACACAUUCUCGAAGUUAUUGAAAUCUGUAGCAGAAAUAAAUCCAGAAAUGAGAAUCAGAUUUACCUCCCCACAUCCAAAAGAUUUUCCAGAUAAUGUGCUGCAUACAAUACUUGCGUACCCUAAUGUUUGUAAACAAAUCCAUCUACCUGCACAAAGUGGCAACUCUGACAUUUUAGCAGCUAUGGGGAGAGGCUACACCAGAGAGGCGUACAUAGAUUUGGUGAACUACAUCAGGAAAAUUAUUCCAGAUGUUGCUCUCUCAAGUGAUUUCAUCUCUGGUUUCUGUGGGGAAACAGAGAAAGCUCAUGAAGAUACUCUCUCCUUAAUGGACAUUGUUAGAUACAACACAGCUUUCUGUUUCCCUUACAGCAUGAGACAGAAAACUAGAGCACACCACAGAUUGGAUGAUAAUGUUCCAAAAGAAGUAAAAAAUAGGCGCCACAUGGAACUUCAUGACCGGUAUCGUAUGCACGCAGAGGCAUUGCAUCUGUCUCAGGUUGGUCAGCAGCACCUAGUACUUGUAGAAGGGGAAAGUAAACGCUCACCUGAGUAUUUUGCUGGCCGUAAUGAUGCAAACACAAAGGUUAUAUUUCCUGAAGUACUAGAAGAUGGGUCAAAGGCAAAUUCAGGAGACUACAUUGUAGUAGAAAUUACUUCAGGAACUUCCCUCAGUCUUAAAGGCAAAUCUCUCUAUAAAACAACUUUACAAGACUUCUCACAGAACCAAGGUUCCUGUAAUAACAAGAAACAGAAGGAAACUACAGUCUAAACAUAAUCACGGCAAAUGUUUAGAAAGAUUAAAGUGUGAUCAUAUGUAA
Molecule: messenger RNA, 2446 nt
Organism: Physella acuta
Lineage: Eukaryota; Metazoa; Mollusca; Gastropoda; Physidae
Product: mitochondrial tRNA methylthiotransferase CDK5RAP1
Biological process (GO): negative regulation of cyclin-dependent protein serine/threonine kinase activity; tRNA modification
Cellular component (GO): cytosol; mitochondrion
Molecular function (GO): tRNA-2-methylthio-N(6)-dimethylallyladenosine(37) synthase activity; 4 iron, 4 sulfur cluster binding
Source: RefSeq, a predicted model, not a curated record